Molecule: messenger RNA, 1986 nt
Organism: Diabrotica balteata
Lineage: Eukaryota; Metazoa; Arthropoda; Insecta; Coleoptera; Chrysomelidae
Source: the annotation of a GenBank genome assembly
UAGCAAUUCAAAUAUGGCUUCCAACAAAAUAUUAAAAAUGUUAUAAAAAUAAAAAUGUUUCUAUUGCCAUUUUAUUUUUUACUUUUAGGUAUAAGUAGUGUAAAAAGCAAAUCUUUAACAAUAACAAAAAAUUAUUAUGAAUUCAUAAAUCCUGUUAGCGAAGUGGUCGAAGAAAAAGUAGGAACAACGUUUUCUUUGAUAUGUGAACUGAUAUUAUCGGACCAAGAAAAAGAAAGUUCAGCAGUAGAUGACCAUCUGACAUGGGCCAAAAAAGAAAUUUUGUCAAACCAAACAGGGUUUCAAAAAAUUAUAUCCAGCACACAGGGAAUAAACAAAUCAGAAAAGAAAUUUACUUCACUUCAAAUUGAAGACAAAGGUGUCUACACUUGCACAAGUCAUAAAUUCAAUCUCUCAGUUAGUGUUACAGUUGUGCUGAUAGACAAUAUUAAAAAGAAUGAUGUCAGACCUAUGAGGGAAACAAUAUUUUGUAAUGACCAAAUGUUUCAGUGUGUUUCAAAUGGUGUUUGCAUAAUACCUCAUUAUGUCUGUGAUGGACAGCCUGACUGCAAAGAUGCAUCGGAUGAAUCCAUUGAGAAAUGUAAUGAGGAGCCUUGUAGAGAUAAGAUUCCUUGUGAAGAUGGUAGAUGCAUUCCUAGCAGUUGGUGUUGUGAUAGACAUCUUGAUCCAAACUGUACUGUAACUAUCAGACCAAAAUGUUGUCAAGGUCUUAUAGUGCCAGAAAGUUAUGAAGAAUUAGAAUAUGGGUAUCCCAGUAUGAAUAAUAAUCAACACAACGGCGCUCGAUAUUUGUUUAUCUCAGUUUGUAUUAUUAGCAUCCUUUUCUCUAUCGUUUUGCUGCUGCUCAUAGUCUCCAAAGUAGUGAUAUUCGCCAAGAAAAGUGCUCUGCAACAACAGCGGCACCACAAUAUCUGCGAGAACAUCGCGUUGCGCAACCAGACCAACGUCAACAUAAUCAGAGCUGAUUUUGCACCGGCGGGAAUCUACACAGUCCGCAACCAUUCACGUACACCUCGUUCCAACAUAAUCAUAGACACGUCAGAAGUUAGCGAUCCGCUCUUAUUUACAGGAGCCCGCAUUAACAUAGACAACUUCAGAGGGUUCACCGAUCAACCUCCGUCGUACGUUGAUGUGUUAAGAAACAAUAGGUUGAUCAGUGAACCCCCGCCACCUUACACUAGCAGAGAGAUACUUAAUAUUAAUGAAGAAAGACAGGAAAGAAGAUGAUGUAGUAUUUUAAGGUAGGUUGAGUUUUUUGGCCGUCAUGUACAUUGGUAACAUUACAUAAAUUUUCUUGUGACACAAAAACUAAUAAUAAAUAUAAUAACUAAAAACUCUACUUAAUAACCUAAACGUAUCCUCGUCAGAGCUUAUGCCAAAUUAGGCAGAUUGUUAUUUUAUGAAUUUCUGAUCUCAAUGACAUCUAAAUAUGUUAACGAUUUUUACAACCAUUUUUACACAAUGGAAGGAUUGACAAUUGACAGAUGUCUGUAUUUUGGAUUAAAGAUCCACCAGUUUUAACAUUUUCGCAAAAUUUAAUGAAUAUUGAUAAACAUAAGGGUGGACUCUUUGGAGUGGCCAACACUGUGUAUGGAAACAAAGACUGAGAAAGAAGUAUUCUGCAAAUGAAAUUUGGUAUUCCGUUUUAUCCUCAAUCUACAAACAUUCAUUUUACUUUUAAGAACGUAGGUAUUAUAACAAAAUUUAAAAUUUAUCUAAAUUAAAAUUACACAAAUUAUUUUUUGUGUUUUUUGUCAAGUCUAGUUUCUGGUCAUUAAAAAGAGUAUAUAAUGUUACCAAUAUUCAUUAAUGUCAAAAGAACAAACCACAUAUUCAUGAAUAAGCUAUGUGAUUAAAUAUAUAAAUCCUUUUGUAUGGACUCGGUCAAGGUACUUAUUUUAAGAAAACUUUUAACAAAUAUAACGCUAGAAAUGUAGCGUUAUUAUUUAAAUUAUUUAAUUAGAAAGG